AUGCUCUCUUUCGUGCUGGACUUGCAUCCCUCGUGGGCCGUCUGCUGGGCCGUGAGCGUAGUCAUCUACUACCUGCUCUUUGCGACCUAUGCUUCAAGGACAAAGCCUGGAGCAGAUCUUCACAGUGCAGUAGCAUACGGUGAAGUGGAUGUCCUUCGCAAGUUGCUGCGAAGCUCGGAGCUCGUGCUCGACAUUUCUCGUUUUGGCCCGGAUGGGCGGAAUCCUUUGCACUUGGCAGCGCGAAGGGGUCAGGUGGAAUGCAUGAAGCUGCUAGUGGAGGAAAAAGCAGAUUUGCAGGCUCGGACUGGAAACAAAAAACAACACACGGCGCUGCAUCUUGCCGCAAUGAACAAGGUUCCAGACGCCGUGCGAUUCCUUUGUCAAGUUUGCAGAGGCAAUGCGCAAGUAAUCAACGCUGGAAAUGCUGAUGGAGACACCCCGCUUCACAUCGCAGCCAGAUUUCACAACGUUGAGGUGCUUCGGGAGCUGUUGCGGCAUCCUGGAGUGGACGUCAGGAAGCUGAACAAGCAAGGGCUAGCGGCUGCUGAAUGCACCCCGUCCGACAAGUUUAGCUUCGAUCACGACAGUGCGGAGUGUGCCAUAGCCGACAUGCUGCGAGAUGCAGAGGCCACAAGCAGACAAGCUCCCCGAGGCAGCACUGCCACGUCGGAGACAGCGAGGACGACAUUAGCCCAGGAAGCGCUGGAAUUGUCCAGCUUGGCAGGCAAUAGGCCAUCAAGUGGCGCGGUGCCGGCGAAGGGAGUGGAGCCACUGGAGCAGGUCGUGCCUGACGAAGAGGACCCCAGGCCAGAGAAGUCGCAGAACGUGCCUUUGAUGUCUGUGUCGCGAGAAGCCGAGCAGAACUUCCUCAGGGUCACGCAAGGUUCCGUGCAGCUGUCGGUCGAUGCCCCUAUGGCAGUCACGAACUGUGGCCUCUCCUCGUUCAUGCUAAGUGCUGGUCUCGGCGCUGUCAGCAGAUUCUUCCUGGGGUCGAUCGCAGAAGAUUCAGACAAAGGUUUCAAUGGCUCAGAAUCGCCAUCGGUUAGUAUCGAGGACUUCGCAGAGAUGCGCAUGCUUGGCGAAGGAGCGUUUGGCAAGGUUGUCCUUGUGCGCCACAAGGAGACAGGCGAACUCUACGUGCAGACCCAAGCCUCAGAUCCAUCAUCGGGUGAUGAUGGUGAUGUGGUGAGAAACUGCGACAUCACAGAUCUGUUUGUGGCCACUGUCAAGUACAUACGAGGUUUGAACGAUCUCAGGCACCCCUUCAUAGUGCAGCUGCACUUCGCCUUUCAAUGCUCAUACUUCUGGGCACUUGUCAUGGACUUCUGCCCCAACGGAGAUCUCCAGGGCUGUCUCAUGAAGUACGGCCUGCCUGGACUCCGCCUGGAGGACGCAGCACGGUUUGCUGGAGAGGUGCUUCUUGCGCUGGAGCAUCUUCACGGCAUCCGUGUUAUCUUUCGAGAUCUCAAACUGGAGAACGUCGUCACCGACUACAACUAUCGAGCCAAGGUCACCGACUUUGGCUUGGCCAAGAAGCUGUAUGCUGGAAGUGAUGCUAACACAAUGUGUGGAUCCUAUGGGUAUGCGGCACCGGAGAUCAUGUUGAACACUGGCAGAUACACCUACGCCGUGGAUCUUUAUUCCUAUGGGGUGAUGCUGUACAUGCUAGUGAGCGGCGGUGAGACGUCGCAACGAAGUCCUGCGCCGGGAGCUCGGUAA
Molecule: messenger RNA, 1719 nt
Organism: Symbiodinium necroappetens
Lineage: Eukaryota; Dinophyceae; Suessiales; Symbiodiniaceae
Source: the annotation of a GenBank genome assembly